AGCUAUCUGUAUAACAGAACAUUCUGUCCCAGUGGCUGCACAGAUCCUAUCUGAUCCCCAUUGUAAGCAGCAGUCCUGCUCUUUGUUUCCAAAUCAGGAAGGCAGAACAUAUCUUAAAUAAUCUAAUAAAAAACAAAGACCAAUCGAACGCUUAUACUACAUCUGAAUGGCACUACAGUUAAUAUUUAUUGUCAAUUGUACUGGGAACACAAGGCCCCCACUGCCAGAGAGAGAAGGUUCUGUUUAUCACAGAAUUAGAGAAUAAUGCAGGAAAUCUUUCUUGAUUCAGGUUCUCUCUUCUUCCCCCUGUAGCUGUAGCAUUGUGUAAUGGAGGGGAUAAUCGUAUACUGCCCCCCAUGUAAAUGUAAAACUUAGGGGCUGCCUUCUUCAUUUCUCUCCUGCCCAUCUCAUCUGUUUUCCCCAACAUUUUAUUUGUUCUUUCUCUCUCUCUCUCAUUUUCUCUUCUACAUUGAAUUUAGAUUUCAACAUCCAAACUCCUGUUCUUCUCCUCCUCUGUUAUUUUGUCUUCCAUCCCCUCCCAUUUCUCUUUUGUUCUCCCAUCCCACUGUGUUCAAUUCUCUUUCUGACCCCAUUUCUCAUGUCUGCCUCCCUCUAUUGUCCUUCUACUCCUUGGUAAGACACCUCAAGGAGGCUUCAUACAUUAUGGUUCUACUCAACAACAUCCGAUCUUUCCUGGGACCCUAUAAAGCAAUGUAUAGAAUUGUCCAAAGAUGUGUGGGGCCAUAAUGUUUAUUUGUACAGGGCACUAGAGUGAUUUGGGUUUCUGAUGUGCUAACACCACACUAUCAUUGGACAGGAGAACUCUGGCUGUGCUGUGACUUGAGGCCCAUGGGCUGGAUGUGGCCCUCAAAGUGAGUUUUAUGAUCCCAUCUAUUCCCUAGAUCUUCAUAGACCAUUUUGAUGACUUGACAUCGUAGUUAUGUAAUAAUCCAUCUGUUAAACAUGUGAAAUGUGGAAAAUCAUCCCAAAACAUUGAAAGUCUUGGAUGGUACUGGAAAGAAGAAAGAAGAGUCACGGUACUGCCUGGGAAACUGGAGCAACUGCCAUUAAACCUGAGUCGGCUGGGGAAUCACUCGAACAAUGUCUAGCUAAGCAAAUCUUUGAGGAUUACAAGCAACACUGUACAAAUUAGACAAACAUUCAUAAAUGGUCUAGUUAGUUAGAAGGUUCAGGUCUGAGAGGUAAAGGUUUUAUUGAAAAGUAUUUGAAUUCAAUGCACAUGAAAUAUUCUUCACUUAGAUGGUUUAGGUUUGGCAGGUGUAUGUUAUGCUGAUCAGAUCUAUAACUGUUAUAAUUGUUGAAAUGAUUUGCUUCAUGACCUGUAAUAUUUCUUAUCCUAUAAGUGCCUUCACUUGUUUUAAACUACAGUAUGUGUUACAAUAUGGUCACAAUGGUAUAAAAGGAUUUUCAGAUGUUUAAUGCUAUCUUGGCCCUUUUAUUUCAAAAAUACAUUUCUAAACACAGCAAAUAGGGGGGUUAGUUUACCAGAACCCAACAAAAUAGAGCAAAUCAGAGGCAAGAUGUGGAUAGUUCAGGGCAGUGGUGUAAAUAGAGGUUUCUGGGCUCCACACACACACACACACACACACACUUUGAAAAUAUAUUUUUCAGAAUUACAUAUUGAAACUACUUAUAAAUUUGUGCCCCACUGGAACCUCUGUAGCUCCUGGGCCCCCCAACCCUUGCAGGCUAAAGAUACACCUAGUGGGUUAUUUAUGAAAGUGGAGGCAGGGUGAAAAUUGCAAAAAUCCACCAUGUUUUCUGCACAAGGGGUUAUUUUUUUUUAUUAUACUUUUAUACAUGUCCAUCUAUAAGUAUAUGAGUAUAGGUCAGUCUACAUGAAGACCUUUGUAAUAACCCAAAUAAUAUACCUAGGUGGUACAAUGUAAUAUUGGCCAGAUGUUUCCAUCUAUGGAAGAUAUGAACUUGCCAGUGGAAUAGUCUAAACAAUGAAAAACCUUGUUGGUUGAUCUGCUUGGAUUGAUUACUAGCCCUACUGGUCCCAAACUAGCCCUGUACUGGUUCCAUAGUAGCUCUAUACUGUUCAUAUAAGGAUUUUCCCAUAUUGAUUCUCCAUUCUGUGAUUUUUCUGUUCUCACCCUUUUCAUGUUUAUGCUUCCCAGUGUCUGCCUUCCUGCUAUGAGAAAUUGCAGAGUGAUGGACACCAACGUGACCUUGAUUUGGCCCCAGACUAACAGAGGCUCCAUAGCAAUUGUGAUCCUGACCCUUAUUUGCUUCUGCUCUUUCCUAUAUUCCAUCAUCGUCAUUCUCCACAUCAUCCUCACCAUUCCUCACCUCAAGGACAACACUCGCUACCUCCUUUUUGCUCACAUGUUGGUCAAUGACACAGUUUACCUGGUUACAGGACUCCUUCUCUUCCUGGGCGCCUGGUACUUGAUUUACCUGCCCGUGCCAUUCUGCUACUUUACAUAUACUGUAGCCACAUCCACAUAUCGGGUGACUCCAUACAACCUGGCGGUCAUGUCUCUAGAGCGAUAUGUGGCCAUUUCUUUUCCACUCAGACAUGCAGAAUUUUGUACUGUAAGGAAUGCGACAAUUGCCAUAGUUGUGAUCUGGACGGUGGCGCUCAUCCCAAAUCUCGCCGAUUUCAUCACCAUCAGCUCAUCCUUUGGGAAACUCCGUCCCAUGGUCUGUAGUCAGGGAGCUCUGUCUGUGACACCAGAACAAAACACUAUCAGAACUCUGACCUUCACCAUAAGCUUUACCCUGGUCGCACUCAUCAUCCUAUUCACUUACUUUAAGGUUUUACUGGUUGCCAGAAGCAUUGGUUCAGGAAAGUCAUCAGCCAUUAAGGCAAGCAAAACUGUCAUGCUCCAUGCCUUCCAGCUCCUCCUCUGCAUGACCUCUUUGCUCUCAUCAAUUACAGAGAGAUACCCAUUUAAUUACAUUUCUCUUUUAACCGUCUCCACCUUCCUUCUCUUCACCUGCCUGCCUAGGUUCCUCAGCCCUUUAAUUUAUGGAUUAAGAGAUGAAGUGUUAAGCAAACAUUUCAUAAGAAUUCACACUGUAAAGAAAUAA
Molecule: messenger RNA, 3060 nt
Organism: Xenopus laevis (African clawed frog)
Lineage: Eukaryota; Metazoa; Chordata; Amphibia; Anura; Pipidae
Product: odorant receptor 131-2
Exons: 1
Coding region: 2128-3060 (310 amino acids)
Source: RefSeq, a predicted model, not a curated record